Molecule: messenger RNA, 757 nt
Organism: Pistacia vera
Lineage: Eukaryota; Viridiplantae; Streptophyta; Magnoliopsida; Sapindales; Anacardiaceae
Product: agamous-like MADS-box protein TM6
Exons: 7
Coding region: 71-757 (228 amino acids)
Biological process (GO): positive regulation of transcription by RNA polymerase II
Cellular component (GO): nucleus
Molecular function (GO): protein dimerization activity; RNA polymerase II cis-regulatory region sequence-specific DNA binding; DNA-binding transcription factor activity, RNA polymerase II-specific
Source: RefSeq, a predicted model, not a curated record
UUGUUUAGUAAUUCUAUUGUAAAAUAACUAGCAGUACUAGUUGUGGUUUCAUACAAGAAGAAGGAAACAAAUGGGUCGCGGAAAGAUCGAGAUUAAGAGGAUUGAGAACCCUACCAACAGACAGGUUACUUACUCUAAACGAAGAAAUGGUAUUUUUAAGAAAGCACAAGAAAUUACAGUUCUCUGUGAUGCUAAGGUUUCUCUAAUCAUGUUUUCUAACACUGGCAAAUUUCAUGAGUUCGUUAGCUCUACCACAACGACCAAAAAUAUCUUUGAUCAAUACCAGAACACUCUUGGAAUUGACCUAUGGAGAACGCACUACGAGAGAAUGCAAGAGACCUACAAGAAACUGAAAGAUGUCAAUGAUAAGCUAAGGAAGCAGAUCAGGCAAAGGAUUGGUGAAGAUUUAGACGAUCUAAGCAUAGAUGAACUGAGCAGUCUUGAGCAAAAGGUGACCGCUGCAGCUGAUGCCGUCCGUGAAAGAAAGUACCAUGUGAUCAAAACUCAGACUGACACAUACAAGAAGAAGCUAAAAAGCUUGGAGGAAAGACAUGGAAACAUCCUGCUCAACUUUGAAGCAAAAUAUGAGGAUCCAAAUCUAAAUUACGGAUUAGUUGAUGAUGGAGAUUAUCAAUCAGCAACGGCACUAUCAAAUGGAGCACCUAACCUGUACGCUUUUCGCCUGUACAAUGCUAACUUCCCUCAAGGAGGAGGAGGAGGAGGAGGAUUUGGCCCCAACAAUCUCAGCCUUGGUUGA